AUGCUGGAAACAGAACGACCCAGCCUGGAGCAGUACGAAGGCUUCACCGAUGAAGUCGCUAAGGAUAUCAGAAUGUUAGCCCGCACGGCUACCAACCACUCCGCAACCGGAGAGCUGGUGAACCAUUCGUUGACAAAAAAACUCAGCCAGCUCCUGGUGCCGGGUGUCAACCCAAUGGAUCAGACGCUGGAUCCCCGCUUGGAUCCCAAUUCUGACGAUUUUGACUCAAAGUUUUGGGUUAAGAACAUGCAUCAGUUGGCCUGUUCGGACCCAGAUUACUAUAAACCGGCCUCCUUGGGCGUUGUCUACAAGGGGCUCCGUGCUUAUGGUCAGGCUGCUGACGCUGACUACCAGUCCAACUUUGCCAAUGCAAUUUACAAGAAUGUUUCUCAAUUCAUUCAAAAUCGGUCAAGCUCUUAUCGUGAGAGAACCAGAUUUGACAUUUUGAAACCCAUGGAUGGUAUAAUAGAACCAGGGUCUGUCACGGUGGUUUUGGGAAGACCGGGUGCUGGCUGUUCCACCUUCUUGAAGACCAUUGCUUCUCAAACACAUGGUUUCCAUAUCGAUGACAACUCCGUCAUUCUGUACGAUGGACUCACCCCCCAGGAAAUCAAGAAGCAUUACAGAGGUGACGUUGUCUACUGUGCUGAAACCGAAUCUCAUUUCCCUCAGAUGACAGUCCAACAGACACUAGAGUUUGCUGCCAAAAUGAGAACACCGAAAAACAGACCCGAGGGUAUCUCGAGGACGGACUAUGCCAAGCACAUGUCUGAAGUUGCCAUGGCUACCUACGGUUUAUCGCAUACAAGAAACACAAAAGUUGGAAAUGAGUACAUCAGAGGUGUUUCUGGUGGUGAGCGGAAGAGAGUCUCCAUCGCCGAAGUUCAUUUGUCUAGGGCAUGCCUACAAUGUUGGGAUAACUCCACCCGUGGAUUGGACUCUGCCACUGCUUUGGAGUUUGUUAGAGCUUUGAAGACUUCUGCGACAGUGACCAAAACGACACCUUUAAUUGCCAUCUAUCAGUGUUCGCAAGAUGCUUACGACUUGUUCGACAACGUCAUUCUCUUGUAUGAGGGAUACCAAAUCUACAAUGGCUCAGCUCGUGAAGCCAAAGAGUUUUUCACAAACAUGGGUUACCACUGUCCUCAGAGACAAACGACAGCUGACUUUUUGACUUCUCUUACCAACCCUAUAGAGAGAGAAGUCAGGGAAGGCUUCGAGAAUAAGGUUCCUAGAACGCCUAAGGAGUUUUAUGAUUACUGGCAGGCUUCACAGGAGAGAUCGAACAUCUUGAAAAAAAUCGACCACUACUUGGACUCUCAAGAAAUAGAAGACAAGCGCAAGCAGUUCAGUGAAUCUCACAACGCUCGUCAGGCAAAGAAUUCUAGAGCUAAGUCCCCAUACACUGUUUCCUUUGGAAUGCAAGUGAAAUACUUGAUGCAGCGAAACUUUAGCCGAACAAGAGGAGAUCCAUCGAUUACACUCUUCAGUGUGAUUGGUAACAUCAUCAUGUCUGUCAUUGUCUCCACGAUGUUCAUUGAUUUGAAUCCGGACACUGACUCCUUUUAUAGAAGAACCGCUGUCUUGUUCUUUGCAGUUCUUCUCAAUGCUUUCGGCUCUCUUUUGGAGAUUUUCUCCCUCUACGAAGCCCGUCCUAUUGUCGAGAAACACAAGACUUACGCAUUAUACCACCCAGCUGCCGAUGCGUUUGCAUCCAUUAUGACAGAGCUCCCACCCAAGCUCAUUCAGUGCAUUUGUUUCAACGUUAUUCUUUACUUCACUGUGCAUUUGCGGAGAAGUGCCGGGCACUUUUUCUUCUACUUGUUGAUCAACUUCUCAUGCACCAUUGCAAUGUCACAUCUUUUCAGAUGCAUUGGUGCUGCCUCGAAAUCCUUGUCAUCGGCAAUGACUCCUGCUUCGUUAUUGUUGACAGCCAUGACCAUCUUCACCGGUUUUGUUAUUCCUCCACAAGACAUGCACGGCUGGUGCAGAUGGAUUAACUACAUUGAUGUGGUCGCCUAUGCUUUCGAAGCUUUAGUUGCCAAUGAAUUCCACGGAAGAGACUUCCCUUGUUCUCUUUACGUUCCUUCUGGACCAGGAUAUCCUACGCUGGGAGACAGUGUGAUUUGCCUGGAAAGAGGUGCCAACCCUGGUGAGGACUAUGUUAACGGAGAUGAAUUUAUCAGACUCUCAUUUGAGUACGAAAAUGCUCACAAAUGGAGGAACUUUGGCAUCGUUAUUGCAUUUGCUGUUUUCUUCUUCUGUAUCUACAUUUUCCUUGUUGAAAUCAACAAGGGGGCAAUGCAAAAUGGUGAGAUUCUUGUAUUCCAGGAGUCUGCUUUACGCAAGAGGAGAAAGCAGUUGAAGGAAAACAGUGAUUUGGAGUCAGCAACUCUAGAUGAAAAGCUUAAAGGUGAAGAUCUUUUUGAGGAUGACGAUGACUCUGAUAUCAGUGACAAGAAGCUUCCAAACACAUCCGAUAUCUUUCACUGGAGAAACCUCACCUACCAAGUCAAAAUCAAGUCGGAGCAUAGAGUGAUCUUGAAUGGCGUCGACGGAUGGGUCAAACCAGGCCAAGUGACAGCUUUAAUGGGAGCAUCUGGUGCAGGUAAAACGACUUUGUUGAAUGCUUUAUCAGAAAGAUUGACUUCAGGUGAUGUCACAGACGGCAAACGUAUGGUUAAUGGGCGUGAAUUGGACUCUGCAUUCCAAAGAUCGAUUGGUUACGUUCAGCAGCAGGACCUUCAUCUUCAGACUUCUACCGUUCGUGAGGCAUUGCAAUUCUCUGCUUACUUGAGACAGCCAUCAAGUACUUCAAAGGCCGAAAAAGAUGAGUACGUGGAGUACAUCAUUAGACUUUUGGAGAUGACAAAGUUUGCGGACGCCGUCGUGGGAGUGCCUGGUGAAGGUUUGAACGUCGAGCAGCGUAAGAGAUUGACUAUCGCUGUCGAGUUGGUUGCAAAGCCCAGAUUAUUGGUUUUCUUGGACGAGCCAACAUCUGGUUUGGAUUCCCAGACCGCUUGGUCCAUUUGCAAAUUGAUUAGGAAGUUGGCUGACCAUGGACAGGCUAUCUUGUGUACGAUUCACCAGCCUUCAGCGAUCUUGAUGAAAGAGUUUGACCGCUUGCUUUUCUUGCAGAAGGGUGGAGAGACUGUCUACUUCGGUGAUUUGGGAGACAACUGCCAAACCAUGAUCGACUACUUCGAAGGUGAAGGAGCACCUAAAUGUCCACAUCACGCCAACCCAGCCGAAUGGAUGUUGGAAGUUAUUGGCGCUGCACCAGGUUCCCAUGCUGAUAGAGAUUACCAUCAAGUCUGGCGUCAGUCCAAGGCAUACCAAGAAGUGAUUGAAGAGCUUGAUGAAAUGGACAGGGAGCUCCCCAAGAGACCAGUAUCGGAGGAUCCUGAGAAGUACAAAAAGUAUGCUAGAGGCUUGUGGGCUCAAUACCAGCUGGUUACGAAGAGAGUUUUCCAACAGUAUUGGAGAACACCAUCGUAUACCUACUCAAAAGUGUUGCUUUCUGUCCUCGCACCUAUGUUCAACGGUUUCACAUUUUUCAAAGCUGACAAGUCCCUUCAAGGUCUUCAAAACCAGAUGUUCUCAGUUUUCAUGUUCAUGGUGGUAUUCAACACUCUUAUUCAGCAAUAUCUUCCUCACUUUGUGGCUCAAAGAGACCUUUACGAGGUAAGAGAACGUCCUUCCAGAACGUACUCAUGGAUCACUUUCAUUUUGGCGCUUGUUACUGCGGAAAUUCCUUGGAACAUUGUCUGUGGUACUUUGGCUUUCUUCGUUUGGUACUAUCCCACUGGUCUCUACAAUAAUGCUGUUCCUACUGAUACAGUGGCUGAGCGUGGAGCUACAAUGUGGCUCGCAAUUGUCUGCUUCUACAUUUACACAUCCACUAUGGGCCAGCUCUGUAUCUCCUUCUCGGAAUUGGCGAACAACGCUGCUAACUUGGCAAGUUUGUUGUUCAGUAUGAGUUUGAUGUUCUGCGGUGUUUUGUCUUCCAAGGAUGACAUGCCACGGUUCUGGAUCUUCAUGUACCGGUGCAGUCCAUUCACAUAUUUUGUUUCAACGGUCCUUUCGGUUGGUUUGGCGAAUUCUGAUGUGACAUGCUCCGAUGUUGAGUUGUUGAGAUUCACACCAGAAGAGGGAACAUGCGGCGAGUACAUGGCGACUUACAUGCUGUUUGCGGGAGGGUACUUGGUCGACGAAAAUGCUACUGAUCAGUGUGAGUUCUGUACCGUGAGCUCGACUAAUGUGUUUUUGGACUCGGUCAGCGCCCAAUACAAUUACCGCUGGAGAGACAUGGGCAUCUUCAUUGCCUACAUUUUCAUCAACAUCAUUGGAACCUUGUUCUUCUAUUGGCUUGCCAGGGUACCAAAGAGAUCUCGUGAAAAGCGUCAAUAA
Candidozyma pseudohaemuli is the source of this 4410-nucleotide messenger RNA. RefSeq names its product Cdr4p (gene CDR4). Gene Ontology annotation, biological process: xenobiotic detoxification by transmembrane export across the plasma membrane. The record is from RefSeq and is a predicted model, not a curated record. Gene Ontology annotation, molecular function: ABC-type transporter activity; ATP binding; ATP hydrolysis activity. Bases 1 to 4410 code for a protein of 1469 amino acids. Lineage: Eukaryota; Fungi; Ascomycota; Pichiomycetes; Serinales; Metschnikowiaceae. Gene Ontology annotation, cellular component: membrane. The transcript has a single exon.